Molecule: messenger RNA, 1389 nt
Organism: Penicillium maclennaniae
Lineage: Eukaryota; Fungi; Ascomycota; Eurotiomycetes; Eurotiales; Aspergillaceae
Exons: 3
Coding region: 1-1389 (462 amino acids)
Source: RefSeq, a predicted model, not a curated record
AUGGAUACUGAGAAUGAGAAACAGUCCGCCUUCGCAGAUGAAGAUGUUUACCCUUUACACGCGCUGGACAACAACCCCACUUGGGUGAACUGGGUAAUGCGAUUUAAUGACGCCCUUGAUGCUCAAAAAUUGCAUGAUUCCCUUUCCAGAUUGCUCGAUAUAGGAGACUGGAGAAAGCUUGGUGGGCGUAUACGCCGCAAGAGCAAGAAAACCUGGGAGAUCCACGUCCAAAAUUCGUCUGCCGCGAAAAGAGAGAAUGUGUCGUUCUCGCAUGCGACGUAUGAUAUGAGAAUACAAGACCAUCCUGUUGCUAAGAAUUUCCCGAAGGAAACAGAUCGCCCAUCCAUUCACCCGAUUCCGAGCACUUUCCGACCAUUCAUUGCUCGGGCCGCCUUUCCCACAUUCGAGGAAGUUAGUCAGAGAGACAUCGCCCCGAUAUUUCUUCAUGUCACUUCAUUUCGUGAUGCCACCAUCGCCGCUUUAGUAUGGCCACAUGUCUUGAUGGAUGUCAUGAGCGGUCGAGCGCUUCUGGCUGCAUGGUCAUCAGUUUUAGCCGGUCGCGAAGACGAGGUACCAACUGUUCUGGGCGCACGCGAAGAUAUUCUACAACAUCCAGCGGUCACGGCCGAUGACGAUGAUGAGUUUAUUCUGGAAAAGAGCCGAUUGACGGGCCUCAGCCUGAUUGUCUUCCAAUUACGGUCAUUAUGGGACAUGAUUCGCAAUGGCUCUCGAGAACGCCGAGUCAUUUUCCUUCCCAAAACUUCGUACGAGAAACUCAAAACCCGUACACGGCAAGAAGUCGCUACACUCGCUUCAGGAGCGGAUCCCGCUCCUUUUAUGAGCGAGAGCGACAUACUCACAGCCUGGGCGACACGUGCCAUCGCAUUAUCUGAGCCACACUCGCGUUCCGUUGUUGUUAUGAGUCUUCUCAACCUUCGCUUCCGAAUCCCAUUGCUGCUUCAAUCAACGGGAGUCUUCCUCCAGAACAUGGUAUUGGGGACAUACGCAUUCUUUUCUUCACCGAUUGCCAAAGGUCCACUUGGGCCAAUUGCACUUGGUCAUCGCCAACAUGUUGCGGAACAAGGAACAGAACAACAACUUCGCAAAUUCUUGAAAGCUGCGAUGACAGAUAUCGAGGCAGCGGAGUUGAUGAAGGCAGCCAACUUUGCUCCGGCGGUUAUUACCCAGGGUGAGACGACAGAAAACCGAACAAACGCCCUCGGGACAAUGGUGAACUAUUUCAACGAAACUCUCGACAAUAAUUUCGAGGGGCUGAACAUCUUUGUGAUGCUCGGAAAAGAUCACGCGGAGAACUAUUGGUUCAUGGGAACACUGCUGCCUCGGGCUUGGGAUGUCAUUGAGGGAGAGCUGCGCAACUUGGAAGACUAG